AUGACGGAGAAUCAUACCCCUUCUACUACACAGGCGACGUUGCCUGCGCCGGUCUCUGAACCAGCGCCAAUCCAAGCAACCCCAGCCCCUUCUGCCUCUGUCACCGCGACUGCUGCCGCCGCCACCGCCGCGGUGAACAGCCCCUCUUUGAACGGCGCCGGCGAGCAGUUGCCUUGCCAGUGGGUCGGAUGCACUGAAAAGUCCCCCACUGCCGAGUCUUUAUAUGAACAUGUUUGCGAGCGCCAUGUUGGACGUAAAAGCACCAACAACCUCAACCUAACCUGCCAGUGGGGCACUUGCAACACAACAACAGUCAAGCGUGAUCACAUUACCUCCCACAUCCGCGUUCAUGUGCCACUUAAGCCUCACAAGUGCGACUUCUGCGGGAAGGCUUUCAAGCGCCCCCAGGAUUUGAAGAAGCAUGUCAAGACCCAUGCAGAUGACUCCGAGAUCCGUUCCCCCGAACCGGGCAUGAAGCAUCCUGAUAUGAUGUUCCCCCAAAACCCUAAGGGUUAUGCUGCUGCUACACAUUACUUUGAGAGCCCGAUCAAUGGCAUCAAUGGCCAAUAUUCACACGCGCCACCUCCUCAGUACUAUCAGCCACACCCUCCACCUCAGGCCCCCAAUCCGCAUUCCUAUGGCAAUGUAUACUAUGCCCUGAGCCAAGGACAAGAUGGAAACCACCCGUAUGACCGUAAACGAGGAUAUGACGCGUUGAACGAGUUUUUUGGAGACUUGAAGCGCCGCCAAUUCGACCCUAACUCCUACGCCGCGGUUGGUCAGCGUCUGCUGGGUCUGCAAGCGCUCCAGCUUCCCUUCCUCAAUGGCCCUGUACCUGAAUAUCAGCAAAUGCCUGCAUCUGUCGCGGUCGGCGGCGGCGGAGGCGGAGGUGGCUACAGCCCAGGUGGUUCCCACCCUCCUGGUUACCACCUUCCCCCCAUGUCCAAUGUUCGGACUAAGAAUGAUUUGAUCAACAUCGAUCAGUUCCUCGAGCAAAUGCAGAACACUAUCUACGAAAGCGAUGAGAACGUGGCGGCUGCCGGCGUUGCCCAGCCCGGCGCGCAUUACGUGCAUGGUGCCAUGAACUAUCGUGCCACCCACUCCCCCCCAACCCAACUCUCGCCAAGCCACGUUACCGCAACCUCCGCCCCAAUGGGAGCUGCUUCGGCCCACUCCCCAUCGGUCGGCACCCCAGCUCUGACCCCGCCUUCCAGCGCUCAAUCAUACACCUCCAACCGCUCUCCCAUCUCUAUGCACCACGCUCAGCGCGUGUCGCCCCCUCACGAGAGCGGCCCGGGGAUGUACCCGCGUUUGCCGUCGGCCACCGUCGCCGAUAGCAUGAGUGCAGGCUACCCGACCGCCUCAGGUGCCGCGCCACCCUCGACUCUGAGCGCCGCGUAUGACCACGACGAUCGCCGCCGCUACACCGGUGGUACCUUGCAACGCGCCCGGCCGGCCGAGCGUGCUGCCACUGAGGACCGUAUGGACACCUCACAGGAUAGCAAGACUCCCGCUAUUCACAUCUCGGAGAGUCUGAUUGACCCCGCCCUGUCGGGUACCUCUAAUCCUGAACAGGAGGCUGUUAAGCGCACCGCGCAAGCGGCUACCGAAGUCGCCGAGCGGGAUGUCAACGUUGCCUGGGUUGAAAAAGUUCGUCUGCUUGAGAACCUGCGUCGCUUGGUUUCUGAAUUGCUUGAGGCUGAUAGCCUUACUGCCGGGUAUGGAGCACAGUCUUCGGCUUCUCCUACACCAGGACUUGAUGCUAUGGAAGGAGUCGAGACUGCUAGUGUACGUGCUGCUUCUGAGGAGCCCAAGGAAGAGCCUACCACGUCUGCCAGUGAGGGAGUCUUCUAUCCCACCUUGCGUGUGGAUGAGGAUGAAGAUGAGGAUGGUGAUUCUCAAAUGCCUUGA
Messenger RNA from Penicillium coprophilum, 1911 nucleotides. It is a transcript of the gene pacC, whose product is annotated as putative C2H2 transcription factor PacC. Gene Ontology annotation, cellular component: nucleus. The coding region runs from base 1 to 1911 and encodes 636 amino acids. The transcript has 2 exons. Lineage: Eukaryota; Fungi; Ascomycota; Eurotiomycetes; Eurotiales; Aspergillaceae. The record is from RefSeq and is a predicted model, not a curated record. Gene Ontology annotation, biological process: positive regulation of transcription by RNA polymerase II.